AUGUAACAACAGCUGGCACAACUUUACACAAUGGUGUAGCGACAACCAGUAACACAACAGUUAGUACAACAACAAUAUCUCCCAACUACACAAUGAUAAAGAGCACAACUACAGCCUCUAACAAUUACACAACACCAGUGAUCAUUACUCUGACUAUUCUAUCUCAAAAUAAAACAACUGCAAUUAUUGGAACCACAGAGAAAAGCACAACUGCUGCAGUGUCUCACAGUACUAAACCUACUUCAGCUCCACUGAAGAACCAGACUGCAAAUUUCACCACAGUGAGUUUGACUCAUGUCACAACAAUAAGCAAAAAUGAAACCAUGCCCACCACAGCUGCCAGCACCGUCCAAACAGAUGACAGACCAGAGGCUGGUUUAACGACAACAACGACAACAACGACAACAACAACAACAGAAAAUGCAUCUGUUGUUAUUAUCUCACCCGCAACCACUGCAACUACUAUAACAGGUCAUGGUCCACAAGAUUUAAAUGGCACAACUGCUGAGGUUUCUUUGACUUAUACAACACCGCUCACCAAAACUACUACAACCACCACAGUGGCUGAGAACACAGGAACUUCCACAACUGAUGUACAAACAACUGAUGAAGCAGUCUACCUGUUGAAUCAAACACAGGCUAUAUCUCUGCUCAACGCCUCUCAAGUGUCAGUGUUGGUUGAGACGCUGGAGAAGCAUCUGGACAGUCCCUCUGUUUCACCAUCAGUGGUAAUCAAAGUUGUCAGUAACUUGAUGGACAGUAACCCUGAGGCACUCUCUAAAUCUGCAAACAGGCUGAUUCACUUGGUGGAUGAUCUGGGUGUUAAACUGGCUGUCACUGGUGGCGAUGGAAUUCUGUCAACCAGUUCCUUAGUUGUUGCUGUGAAAACAGUGAAUGGGAGCAACUUCACAACAAUCCUUUUUGAUGUUUUUAACACUGAUCAUGUCCAGUUCAGUGGCCCAAAAAGGACCAUGAAAAGCUCAGAGCCUGCUUUGGCGUCUGUAUACUUGCCUGCCUCCCUCACAUCUGGUAUCAGCCCUGAAGAGCAGAAGCAGGCCAACAGCAUCCAGUUUACUUUCUAUGCAAAAAAUUCAUUCUUUAAGGAUGCAUCAUUAGAUAACAAAACUCUUGUCAGCGCAGUUCUAGGCUCAAGUGUGGCUAAUCUGUCAAUUAGCAACCUGAGUGAAAACAUUAAGUUCACCAUCCGAAACAGAAACCCGGUUCAUGAAAACUACACAGCCAAAUGUGCAUUUUGGGAUUUCACGCUGAAUAGUGGUGGAGGAGGCUGGAGCUCUGUUGGCUGCUUUGUGGUCAACAGCACCCCUGAAUAUACAAUCUGCAGCUGCAGCCAUCUUACAUCCUUUGCAGUACUGCUGGAUUUGUCCAGACAGGAACUUCCUGACCAGAAGAACACACAAAUUCUUACUUUCAUCACCUACAUUGGCUGUGGAAUCUCUGCUAUUUUUCUUGCUAUCACAUUGCUGACGUAUCUUUCUUUUCCAAAAUUGCUAAGGGAUAUACCAGCCAAGAUCUUGGUCCAACUCUGUUUAUCUCUGCUCUUCCUGAACUUGGUGUUCCUGCUGGACAGCUGGCUGGCGAGUCACAACAAUACAGGCCUCUGUAUUUGUACUGCCUUCUUCCUGCACUACUUCCUGCUGACAUCAUUUACAUGGGCGGGGCUUGAGGCCCUGCAUAUGUAUCUCAGCAUUGUGCGAGUUUUUACACCCUACCUGAGCCAGUACAUGCUGAAGUUCACUUUGACGGGUUGGGGUAUUCCUCUUGUCAUUGUAAUUAUUGUGAUAUCCGUGGACAAAAACAACUAUGGUUUGAUUAAUUAUGGAAAACACACAAAUGACACUUCAGAUAACUUCUGCUGGCUGAGUAAUAACAUAGCCUUCUAUGUGGGUGUGGUGGCCUAUUUCCUCCUGAUCUUUAUCCUGUGCCUGCUGGCCUUCAUCGUUGUUAUGGGACAGCUUUCACGUAUCAAGAAGCAGAACCCCCACAACCAGUCUCCCAAAAGAAGUGUUAUGACUGAUCUGCGCAGUGUCACCGGCCUCGUCAUCAUCCUCGGCCUUACCUGGGGGUUUGCUCUGUUUGCAUGGGGACCCCUCUACUUACCCUUUGUUUACCUUUUUUCUAUAUUCAACUCUCUGCAAGGUUUCUUUGUCUUUGUUUUCCACUGCGCCAUAAAAGAGAAUGUCCGCAGGCAGUGGAGAACUUACCUUUGCUGUGGAAAACUGCGACUGGCUGAGAACUCAGAUUGGAGUCGAACAUUCACACAAAACAAGAAGAAUAUCUCUCGCUCCAGUGCAAUCACCUUGGAUCCAAAGUUCACUUCUCGAAGCUCCUCUGUUGUCAGUUAUGGCACCAAUAGCAGUGGCUCUGUGUUCGCGGACAGCGGGAUAUCUGACAGCUCCAACAAUGAUGUCGUCCUCAAUGAGAUUCACAGAGGAAAUCUGAAACAAGGCAAAACUACCAAAUGAC
Molecule: messenger RNA, 2484 nt
Organism: Pundamilia nyererei
Lineage: Eukaryota; Metazoa; Chordata; Actinopteri; Cichliformes; Cichlidae
Gene: adgrg2a
Product: adhesion G protein-coupled receptor G2a
Exons: 15
Coding region: 93-2483 (796 amino acids)
Biological process (GO): cell surface receptor signaling pathway; adenylate cyclase-activating G protein-coupled receptor signaling pathway
Cellular component (GO): plasma membrane
Molecular function (GO): G protein-coupled receptor activity
Source: RefSeq, a predicted model, not a curated record